AGGUUCGUGCUUGAUCGGUCGUUGUACUAGAAAGUAACAGAAAGUUAACCGACGACCCCUGUAACCUUGUGCCCUAGAUCGCAUCUGUCAACCUGCAUCGAUACACCCGAUACAUCGUGGUGUUGGUUACAGGCCGUCCGACAGCAAAGAGUGUGUAACCCGUCCUCGACCAUUUGCAUUGAAAAACAUGCCGAAAAUGAACUGAAAACAGUGGCAGAACAGUGCGUGUGUGUGUUAUGUGUGCGUAUGCGCCUAUCGGUACUGUUAGAAUAGAGUGAAAUCCUUCGUUUCGAGAGUCCCCUUCCCACCAGGAGCUACCGUUUGCCAACCAAUAUUUGGCCCAAUAUCUACCCCAAUUUCGGGAAGGGGUAGAACACGCCACGAGGGAACGACGGCGCCCCGCCCCGUUGGCUCAUGAUUAUAUUUCACUGUCGUACGCAGUUUUAGCUUCGGUUCUUUCGCCUGUUACGUUCGUGCUGAAGACGCAGCAAGAAGGCAUCCAAAAUGGUCGAGAUUAACAAGAAACUGUUGCCCAUGAAGGCACACUACUUCCUCUUCAAUGCAGGAACGGCUCCAGUAGUGCCUUUUAUGCCGACGCUCGUGCGGCAGCUCGGCUUCUCUACGGUGAUCGUCGGAACGAUCUACACGGUCCUGCCGAUCGUGGGCAUGCUGGUGAAACCCCUGUUCGGCAUCAUUGCCGAUCGGUUUCAGCGCCAGAAGCUGCUGUUUCUGAUCUUUCAGAUCCUUACAGCCGUUCCGUUCUUUCUGAUCAUGUUCAUCCCGGCGAUCCCACAGGACUCGACCGUCACAUUCCACUGCCACAAUGGGGCGGCCGACCUGAAGUACUGCCCGGACAAUGGGACCAGCAUUGACGCGUGCCUGGUGGAAAGCAUCACCACGAACGAGAGCAACGGCACGCUGCUGUGCGAUAUGGAGUGCCGCACCGAACCGUGGAUGUGGGACACGGUGUGCAAGUACUGGAACGUGUCGGCGUACUGCGACGAGAAGAACAUACCGGCCGAUCGCAUCCUCCGACUGACGGGCGUCGUGCCCAACAACCACAUCAAUCUGGUCGACGAGUGUCUGUACUUUAUGCUGCGCGAGGGCCAGAUGGACGGCGACCGGGUACCGCUGUACUGUCCCGCGAACGCGACCGACUUCCGGACGAGCUGCCAGGUGCAGUGCAACAACGAGCAGGUGAUGGGUGCAAUCUCACACUCGAAAAUUGCCGACGGCGACGUGACGGGGCUGUAUCAGUUCUGGUUGCUGUUCCUGUUCCUGAUCGUCAGCUGGGCCGGUAUGGCGGUAGUGGUUAGCGUCGGCGAUGCGAUCUGCUUUGAGAUGCUGGGCGACAAGCCGCACCUGUACGGCAACCAGCGGCUGUGGGGUUCGAUCGGCUGGGGCACGGUGUCUCUGUUUGCCGGCUUCCUGGUCGACACGCUGUCCGAGGGCAAGCUGACGAAGGACUACACGAUCGUGUUUUACAUGACGAUCGUGCUGAUUGGGUUCGAUAUGCUUUGCUCCUCCAAAUUGCAGCACACCCAGACACGCCUGUCCACCAACAUUCUGAAAGAUGUUGGCAAAAUAUUUGUCAACUUCCGGAUUUGUGUCUUUUUCUGCUGGUGUGUGCUGAUCGGCUUCGGAACGGCACUGAUUUGGAACUUUUUGUUCUGGCAUUUGGAGGAUCUGGCCAGCGCCCAGGAAGGAUGUGGCCAUUCGACUUGGAUUAAAACGCUGGAAGGCAUCAUCAUGUCGAUCCAAACGUUCGGCGGUGAGCUGCCAUUCUUUUUCCUGUCCGGUUGGAUACUGAAAAAGAUUGGCCACAUCCACGCGAUGAGCCUGGUGCUGCUUGGGUUCGGCGUACGCUUCCUGCUGUACUCGCUGCUGACCGAUCCGUGGUGGGUCAUACCGAUCGAGUUCAUGAACGGCAUCACGUUCGGUCUGUUCUACGCAACGAUGGCAUCCUACGCCAGCAUCGUUGCACCGCCCGGCACAGAAGCAACCAUGCAGGGACUCGUGGGAGCAGUGUUCGAAGGUGUCGGUGUCUCCCUCGGCAGCUUGCUGGCCGGCAAUCUGUUCCAUCGUAUCGGUGGCAGUGCAACGUUCCGCGCGUUUGGCACGGCGGCGCUCAUACUCUUCGUGCUGCACGUCGUCGUGCAGAAGCUGACCGACCGCUUCAGCAGCCAGGGUAAGCAAAAGCAACAGAAAAUGAACGGCUUGACGGACGUUAAGCUCAAGGAAAACGGAACGCAUUGCGGGUCGGGUGGCGGGCUGGGCGAGAACGGUCUCUGCAACGGGCAGCUGGGCAAAAGCGGCUCCGUCCUGUCGGAGUCCACCGUGCAGGAGGUGCUGCACGAAACCGACCAUGAGCAGGACCAGCUACACGAUUGCCCCCCCGCCAGCCAGGCAGAGGGGCAGAAGAAUGCCUCCAACGGGAACGUGGCCGGACACGAGGGAGAAAAACAGCCGAACGGCAAUACGGUUGCCGCCGCCGCUGUCCAAGGCCAGCUGUACGAAGUGCCAUUAAAUUAGGUUGAACGGGAGAGAUCGCUUCUUCCUCCUACUAUGUUGUCCUUUCAACAAUUCAACAUGAUAUUACACAUCCGGGCAAAAUGGAAGGGGGUUUGGAAAAUCAAUUAGUUGUAAGCUCUGGGGAAGCCCUUCACGCCCGCGUACUGAUACCAUUUACAUUCUCGCAAUCUGCCACAACCAUUGCCACGACCACACAUACAACACACAUACCAACGCAUACAUCCGUACACAAAAAAAGACCACUUCACCUCACCAAAUCCUUCCCAUCGAACGGAUUAUGGACGUACAAAGAACGGCGGUUCAUUUUUUUCUUUCGGUAACUGAUUGUUAGUUUGCGAUAAGUUUGCAUUUAUGUCUUUUCUUGGUUUUUGAUUUUGACGGUCCCCUAUCUUUCUACCUGCUAUGAUGUUCAUAGACUAGCAUUGUGUACAAGUAAUAAAUACGAUUAUAAUUCAUCA
Messenger RNA from Anopheles merus, 2990 nucleotides. Its product is annotated as major facilitator superfamily domain-containing protein 6-like. The transcript has 8 exons. Gene Ontology annotation, cellular component: membrane. Lineage: Eukaryota; Metazoa; Arthropoda; Insecta; Diptera; Culicidae. The record is from RefSeq and is a predicted model, not a curated record. The coding region runs from base 505 to 2532 and encodes 675 amino acids.